AUGUCAUCAACAUCAGCACGUAUGAGAUCAACAACUCUAGACCGAUCCUUGCAGAAAACGAAAGGCGAUGUUAAUUUGAGCACAUUCGCUUUACUCUUCUCUGAAAUGGUUCAAUACUCACACAAUCGUGCGGAUAGUAUCCAAGAUCUACAGAAUAAGCUGGCCGAUUUUGGAAAACAUGUUGGUGUACGUAUACUUGAUUUAUUCUUUUUACGUAAUGGAAAAGAUAAACGAGAAGUACGUCUUACUCCUAUGCUUGUAUUUAUUCAAAAAACAUUUUGGAAAUUUUUAUUCAAUCGUGAAGCUGAUCAUCUUGAACAACAUGCACAAGAAGCGAAAAUUUAUUACAUCAUCGAACGCGAAUGUUUAGUUAACAAAUUUAUCUCUGUUCCAAAAGACAAAGGUACUUUAAAUUGCGCAUCAUUUGUUGCUGGAAUUGUCGAAGGUAUUCUGUGUACAAGUGGCUUUACAUGUAAAGUUCAUGCACUUCAAGGCCCACGUGGUACAACCUAUGUCAUCGAUUUUGCUCAAUCAGUCAUGGAUCGCGAAAGUCGAUUAGAUGCCAAGUAA
Messenger RNA from Adineta ricciae, 570 nucleotides. The record is from the annotation of a GenBank genome assembly. NCBI's taxonomy places the organism in Eukaryota, Metazoa, Rotifera, Eurotatoria, Adinetida, Adinetidae.